Messenger RNA from Dendroctonus ponderosae (mountain pine beetle), 1724 nucleotides. RefSeq names its product dual oxidase maturation factor 1 (gene mol). The record is from RefSeq and is a predicted model, not a curated record. The transcript is spliced from 8 exons. Gene Ontology annotation, cellular component: endoplasmic reticulum membrane. The coding region runs from base 334 to 1551 and encodes 405 amino acids. Gene Ontology annotation, biological process: protein transport. Lineage: Eukaryota; Metazoa; Arthropoda; Insecta; Coleoptera; Curculionidae.
CGCGAGCCAACCAUGGCCAGCUGAGACUCAACUCAAGAAGCGAAUCUCGAUUGUUUUUGCUGUUCCUGUCAGCCACGGUACGCUCGAUUUCAAACGGGCUUUUAUUAGAAAUCUCACGAGAACUCAUUAAGGCGUUGCUCUGGUCGCGUCGCUUGCGGUUUUACCUCCUAAUUGAAUUAUUUACUGAUCGACGUAACGGUUUUGUGUGUUUGCACUAGUUUUCGUUUUUCGUUCAUUGGUUCCUGGCGCUCGGCAGGCCGCAGUACAAUGCGAGAAGGCGAUUUGUUGUGGUAAUUUUCGCCGCCCCUCUGCCCUUGCGGACCGGUCGAGGCCAUGAAGGGCUGGUUCGACGCGUUUCGCUUCGAUGGAGGACCCACCCUGUACAACUUCAGCAAUCGCACCGCCGUCACCGGAGAUGUGACUGUGAUCACUUUUCUGGUCAUUUUUGCCACUCUCUAUGUGGCCUUUUUGAUCAUUUUUCCCGGCAUACGCAAGGAGAGAUUUACAACUUUUUGCGCCGUGACGCUUUCGCUGCUGGUGGGCGCCACUAUUCUGGUUUCGCUCUUUGGAUCCUGCUGGCAUAUAUCGGAGACGCCCAUUGUGAGCAACUAUCGCGCCUUCUCCAAUGAGAAAAUCUCCGCCCAUCUGGGGGCCUACAUCGGCCUGAAGCACAUUAAUAUCACCCUUCAAGCCGUUUCCAGCAACAGUUCGCUGGACAUCGACUACAACGAACGCUUCAACUGGAUCGACUCCAGCCAGAUGGGGGAGAGUUUCAAAAAGGCGCUGAUCCGCGGCCUGCCGUUCCCGAUUCUGACGGUGGCCGAGCAUUUUACGGUCGGCCAGGACGGCUUGGCCUGGGGCGGCCAGUAUCGCGCCGCCGGCUACUUUGCCAUCAUCAUGCUGUGGACUUCGUUUGCCACCUGGCUGCUGAUGAACCUCAUGCUCAUUGUGGUGCCCCGCUACGGCGCCUUGCUGAUGACGGCCUGCGGCUUCCUGCUGCUGGCUACCAUUUGCGGAUACUUCGGAAUGCUGCCCGAGACUCCUCUAGUCAUUCACAUCGAGGGCACUGCCUUGCACUUUCGCUUCGGAUGGUGCUUUUGGCUGGUGCUGAUCUGCGGUGCGGUCUGUCUAACAGUCGGCGUGAUCAUCACCACGGUGGAAAUAGUGAAUCCGCACAGUUUCUCGACGAUCCUGGAAGUCGAUUAUGACACGCCAUAUGAUCGUCACGUAAUUAUCGAGGACAGUCGAGGGAGAAAGUUUCAGAAGAGGAAAACGAGCAGGCUUGAGGAACCAGCGAGCAUCGGCCACAUGAUUCUAAAAAGACUGUCGUCGAAGCAGAAGGAGGACAAGCCAGAGUCCUCCACAGGCAGCGGCAGCGUCAUGCCGAAGUCCAAUUUUCAUCUGUCUCCGGCCUCUUGGCGGUUUUCCACGCGCGACGAUGGCUCUGAUGGGGCAUCGGCCAUUUCGACAUUUUCUUUCGAGGAGCCCCCACAGGACGACUCCUUCCGGCACCCCAUCCGUCACCACACGAACCAACCCCCCAUGUGGUAAAGCGGCUCAACAAUCAGUGCAAUCUAUUCUACUUUAUCUCAUAUAAGUGAUCCAGUAUGUGAUAUAUCUAGUACAUAAGCCUAUCAGCGAAUAUUGGCCAUAUUUAUGAACGUAGUUUUACAAAUGUGUGUACAAAAGAGUGUACAGUAUUUAUUAAAUUUAUCGAAAUGAAA